Molecule: messenger RNA, 3987 nt
Organism: Strongylocentrotus purpuratus (purple sea urchin)
Lineage: Eukaryota; Metazoa; Echinodermata; Echinoidea; Camarodonta; Strongylocentrotidae
Product: ras-related protein Rab-37
Exons: 7
Coding region: 284-943 (219 amino acids)
Biological process (GO): protein secretion; regulation of exocytosis
Molecular function (GO): GTPase activity; GTP binding
Source: RefSeq, a predicted model, not a curated record
CGCAGCGACUGUGUAAACACGACGGGUUGACAGCUGAUGUGGUUUCCAUAUCUAUUUUGGCUUCUUUCUCUAUCACUGCAAAGCUGAAGACGUUGGUUGUCUAGUUGUUGAAUCAAUCUUGGAUUUUCCUCAGCUCAGCCUCCUUUUCCAAAAGCCAGGGAAUCAGUCACAGGAGUUAUAAACGGAAUCUUUCCUGGAACAUAAAGGAAUAUUUCCACGUCGUUGAUUGCCUGUUGCAUGGAGUUUUAUCGUUUUAUUUGAGGAGAAGAAAAAAUCUUGCACCAUGUCGGCUGCAAGUACGGCAAACAACAGUAACGGAGUCGUGCGCUCGGGAUCGUUCGGCGGAGAGUAUGACUUCGCGUGUAAGGUGAUGCUAAUAGGAGACUCAGGGGUCGGUAAAACAUGUUUACUGGUUCGCUUUAAAGAUGGCGCCUUCCUAUCCGGUAGCUUUAUCUCAACAGUGGGAAUCGAUUUUAGGAAUAAAGUGGUUGACAUUGAUGGAGCAAAAGUGAAAUUACAGAUCUGGGAUACAGCAGGACAAGAGAGGUUUCGGAGCGUCACACAUGCAUACUACAGAGAUGCCCAUGCACUUCUACUACUCUUCGAUGUCACAAAUAGGCAGUCAUUUGAGAAUAUACGGGCAUGGGUGGGCGAAAUUCACGAGUACGCCAACGACGAUGUUGUCGUCAUGUUGCUAGGCAACAAAGCUGAUAUGACAUCGGAGAGAGUAGUAAAGAGGGAGGAAGCAGAGAAAUUAGGAAGGGAUAACAGUAUUCCAUACAUGGAGACCAGUGCAAAGACGGGGCUCAAUGUAGACUUAGCGUUUGUAGCAGUAGCAAAAGACUUGAAAAUGAAGAAGACAAGACGGCCAAAUGACCCCAAGUUCAACGUCAGAGAAUUUGUGGAACAACAAAAGCAGACGCCGUCGGGCUGUUGUUCAUAGAACACUCUUCUCUUUGUCUUACCUUUAACCUGAGCGGUUGGUUGCCAGUGCUUGCCAGUCAUAGUGACACUAUGGACACUACUCAAAUUGGCAAUGCAAGCAGGCGGAGCAGAAAGGAGAGAACGAAAGGACAGAUAGAUAGAUAGAUGGAUGGAUGGAGGGAUGGAAGGAAUGGAGAGUUUGAGAGCAGAUGGGUUGAUCAAUCUUCAAGAAUUGAAAAUAUAGAUUCGGUGAGAGUGACAAUAUGGAUUUGGUGAGAAUGACAAUAUGGAUUUGGUUCAUGGACGCAUUAAUUGAUUGAAGAAUCGCUGUAAGCACACUGAAAGGAAAAAAGCUGUAGCACGAUUGACUAUCAUCAUUAUUAUUAUCAUUAUAAUCUUUAUAAUAGUGUGUAGUUAUGACAGGAAAUGGGGAAGGUGGCAAAAGAAACAUAAAGGGAUGCACAGAACUGUUGAGCACAACUACUUCACAUCGGACACAGCAGUUCGUCAGGAGCUAGCAUCACUGCACAGUCCUGUGAAAAGGAAUCUGCGAAUUGGCAACCCACACAUGAAAGCAUAGGAAGGAAUUUCAAACGAGUUUGAUUGGUAUUGCAAGAAUGCAAAGGUUUUGUUGAUUGAAAAGAAUACAUGUAUCCACUGAGUUUUAUUUUGAGAAUGGGUCAAUGAAUAUAAGAUAGUACAGGGACUGCAGUGUCAGAUUUGUUAGGAAGAGUGAUUAUAGGAAGGCUUUCAAAAUGUGCUAGAUAGUAAAGACAGCAUGACCGAGGUUGACGCAGAAUGUUUCUUCAAGAUCGUAACUCAUCAGUACUGCACCAUGUGAAAGUGGAAGAUGAUAAAGUUGUUUGGUUUCAAAUAGGAGGCAUGAGGAAAACAAUUUCAUGUUUUUUGUGUCGAUAGAAAAGCAGAUUUCUCACAUAUUGGAUGUCACAACUCAGAAACUGUAAUCAAAGAUUUUGUGUGUCCCCCAUAGUUAUCCCCUCUAUGGUAAAGUCUGAAGAGUCUGAUAUGUUUCUAUACAAGUAGUACGUUGUCUGUAUAAAAUUUGAUGCAGAACCAUGACAUGGAUUGCAUAGGAUGGGACUGGGAUUGUCCAAAGGGUUCUAUUAGCAUGGAUCUUUGGUGUGGUGAAAGUUCAUUUCUUAACAUUUACUUAUUUUUAGACUUUAUUCAGUAUUUUGUAGGAGUAUUUCUCUCUUUUUAUCAUUUCUGAUCUAAAGGUUAAUCAGAUGAUCAGAUGUGAUUACAAAUGAAUUAUUUCUGAGUUCCGAGCAUAUAUCAUACACCAAUUACAGGAGCCAAUAACCAAAUUCCAUAUACACUGCCAGUUAGGAACACAAAAUUGCAUUAUGGUGAUAGUUUUUCAUAGAUGUACAUGCCCUGCAUUGCUCACUUUGAGUUGAAUCAGUUUUAAUGUAAUGAGAAAAAAAAUAAGAAAGGAACCGAAAUGAAAUAAUACCACCUUGUGAAGUUAUUGAGUCCUAGAUAGUUUGAACUGGGGCCCAUGAAUCAUGAAUGUUUAUACCAAAUCCAAUGUCUCAUAUUACACAGAAAGAUUUUUCAGGUGUGAAUAUGCUCUAUGAUUAAUCCAGUUUAAAAAUGACCCAGGCCUGAUUUUUGUUUUCUUUUUUGCAAGUGUGCUAGUUUUCCCUGUAACAAAUAAUCUAGUACUGUUGAGCCAAUUGCAUCUCGUCGUUUUGGCACUGUGACUGGGUUUGGGCAAUUUGAAUUUGAUUGUUGCAGCAUUGAAGUUGCGUCAUAGAGGUGUAACAAUGUGGACUGGUGACAUCAUUCGUUCACAUUUCAUCCAACUGAUAAUUCCAUUGCCUUCCCUCCUCACUUGCUGGGCCCAUGUGAUGCCAUUGCUGUAUCACACAGGUGUGUCAAGACUGGUUGCAGUACAUUAGAUGCCCCCUGCUAUUGGCUUCAAUCUCAAACCAGUAAUUCAAUAUUCUCACUGUGUGCUCACUUCAGGCUACAUGUCCUUUAUGCUCAUGGCUAGGGCAUCUAUCUCUACAUGUAGCUCUUGUAUGAGAUUGGUUACUGCCAAAUUUUUUUAAGAUUUCUUAAUCUACUGGUUUUGUUUAUUUAGAGGUUCAUUAUUCUGUUUGUCCAUUAUUCCAUGUUGUCUGUUUAGAGCCAGAGUGGCAUUAACUCAUUCACUUUAAAGCCCCACUGCACUACUUAUAGCUACUUGCGCCCUCGAUCGAUCUAUAUCGCAAACAAUGCCUAAGCGGUGACCGUUGGUCCCCCAUGGUCCCUUUUUUUCUUAUGUUAAUUGAGAGCUUAUUUGAUAUAGAUAAUCACCUGUCAGUGACCACACAGGGAGGUCUAAUCCCUCCUGGCCAAACUAGUGCAGAUAGGGUUUAACACAGAAUUAAUUCCCUACUGGCUCUGAAUAGAUGUUACAUGUAUAUUCCAAAGAUCGCUUUCUUUCCAAAGAUUCAUUAUCUUGAAUCAGGAUAAUCAUUAGACGAUUUAUUUGUGGUAAAUGUACCAAUUAGGAUUAACAAGUUUUCAUAUCAAUGAAUCAAAUAUUCAGAUUAAUGAACCUUUGAGUGAAGGGAAGCUGUGUCAUCAGAACUACAAAUGUCUUGAAUACAUAGCAUAGACCUUAUCAACAUCAUUAGGAGACAGACCAUAGUAUUUAGAAGUAAUCUAUAAACUUCAUUAAAGCUCUAGAAUGAAGCAAAUUUUUAUCAUGUACACUCAAAGCGCAACUCAGAAAAUUAGAUUUCCUGCCAUUUGUUUCGCUCAGUUUAUUUAUUUUUCUCCACUUUGUUUUAGUAACAUCUCUAAUUUUGUUGUUUUUAUGAAUAUAUAUAUUAUUGCGCAACUCAUUUAAUCUUGUCUGCAAUAAAGUAAAGAAUAGGUACGUUUAAAAACUGUUGCCAUUCAAAUGCAUUCCACUUUUAAAUGUAUACAUAUACGUAAAGUACAUUAUACGUAGAUUAUAUUAUGUACAUUAAUCAUGUUUGUAUGGUUUGGUUACUGUUUUCUUGUUAAUUGUAGAUGUUUAAAUAUAGAGAGGUAUAUUCAGAGUCA